Parnassius apollo (apollo) is the source of this 690-nucleotide messenger RNA. NCBI's taxonomy places the organism in Eukaryota, Metazoa, Arthropoda, Insecta, Lepidoptera, Papilionidae. The record is from the annotation of a GenBank genome assembly.
AUGACAGAACCUAAAAAAUUAAAAUAUUAUAAUAAAGUUUUCAACACCAAGUUUAAUCUACAUUUCAAGGCACCGCACCAGGAUAUAUGUAAGACUUGCGAUAGCUUGAAUUUUAAAAUUAGAGGCACCGAUGACGAAAACGUGAAGAAAGAGUUUGAAGUUCAAAAGGAACUUCAUCAAAGAAAGGCAGAUUCGGCAAGAGAAAAUCUACAAAUUGAUGCUAAAAAGAUUAAUGACGCAUAUGUACUAACCUUUGAUUUGCAGAAAGCUUUAGCUUUCCCAAAAUUAACUACUUCGGUAGCAUACUAUAAAAGGAAUCUGUAUUUGUAUAAUUUGGGAAUACAUUGUUUUAAUAACAACACGGGGUACAUGAACGUCUGGAAUGAGAUAGAAGGAGGGCGAGGGUCUCAAGACAUUGCAGUCUGUCUCGUGAAACAUUUAAAAACUCACGCGGUAACACAAAAUCACGUCAUCAUGUAUUCCGAUUCUUGCACUGGACAAAAUCGAAACAUUAAGACUACCCUUUCCCUUUUAAAGCUCAUACAAGACCCGGAUACUAGUAUAACCACCAUAGACCACAAGUUUUUAGUGUCCGGGCAUUCUUAUUUGCCUAAUGAUGGGGAAUUUGGGAUAAUUGAGAGCGCAAGUCGCCGUCAUGGACAAAUUUAUAGCCCGGAUCAAUGGAUUUAG